This is a messenger RNA of Zootoca vivipara (common lizard), 11787 nucleotides long. RefSeq names its product GTP cyclohydrolase 1 (gene GCH1). Gene Ontology annotation, biological process: tetrahydrobiopterin biosynthetic process; tetrahydrofolate biosynthetic process. Gene Ontology annotation, cellular component: cytoplasm. Gene Ontology annotation, molecular function: zinc ion binding; GTP binding; GTP cyclohydrolase I activity. The record is from RefSeq and is a predicted model, not a curated record. NCBI's taxonomy places the organism in Eukaryota, Metazoa, Chordata, Lepidosauria, Squamata, Lacertidae.
CGGGGGAAAGUCCGAGGGUGGAGCCGGGUGAAAGGCAGGGCUGGAUCCUGACAUCGGUGUACUUUUCCCUCCUCCGUCGAGGCGCGCCACGCUGUUCCCUGCCGGAACACGCGCCCCCAGGAACUUCCCAACCUCUCCAGCGCAAAGGCGCACGGGUCACCGCUUUGGCGCACCGUCUCCAGCGCUGGAGACGACGCUGCGCUGCGGAUCCCUGCGCUCCUCGUGGGUAGAAAGACUCGCCCCCUCCUUCUGAGACCGGGCACGGCCCCUCGGGUGUUCGUCCCUCCAGGGCGCGCGUCCUUUUGCGCGCAAAGUCGCCAGAUCGGUUCGGUUGCAGAGCUUCUCGGGGAUCCCCAGCCCAGAUCUCCAGGGUUUCCCCCAGUCGCGCACGGACAGGUCUCCCGGUUCCGGCGCAAUGGAGAAGGUGAAGGCGCGGGCGCUGCUGGAGCAGCCUCUGCGAGCCGCCAGCUACAACGGCUACGCGCUGGCGGAGAAGCCGCCGCAGGCGCUGCCCGGCCGCUCCUCCGCGGACGCGCCGCGCUGCCCGAAGGCUGCAGCCAGCUCUUUCGAGAGCUGGAGAGAGGAGCGCACCCGCAGCGAGGAAGACAACGAGAUGAACCUGCCCGGCUUGGCCGCAGCCUACAGCACCAUCCUGCGCGCCCUGGGCGAGGACCCCGAUCGCCAGGGGCUGCUCAAGACCCCCUGGAGGGCGGCCACCGCCAUGCAGUUCUUCACCAAAGGCUACCAAGAGACCAUCACAGAUGUACUAAACGAUGCCAUAUUUGAUGAAGAUCACGACGAAAUGGUGAUCGUGAAGGACAUAGACAUGUUCUCGAUGUGCGAGCAUCACCUGGUUCCAUUUGUGGGAAAGGUGCACAUAGGCUACCUCCCUAACAAACAGGUGCUUGGACUCAGCAAGCUGGCAAGGAUUGUUGAAAUCUACAGCAGAAGAUUACAAGUUCAGGAGCGCCUUACGAAACAGAUUGCCAUCGCCAUCACGGAAGCCUUGCAGCCCGCGGGUGUUGGGGUGGUGGUUGAAGCGACGCACAUGUGCAUGGUGAUGCGAGGGGUUCAGAAAAUGAACAGUAAGACUGUAACCAGCACGAUGCUCGGAGUAUUCCGGGAAGACCCAAAAACCCGGGAAGAGUUUUUGACGCUCAUCCGCAGCUAAAACUGUGCCAUCUUCCUCCGGAUUGUCUUGUCUGCUGUUGGUUAUUUUGCUGCUUUGUUCCCUCCUAUCUCUCUCUCUUUCCUUAAAGUAACUGUCCACUUAAAUUCCCUUGUUUUUUCUUAUUAUUGGUUCUGUAAAAGAUUCUUCAUGGUAAGUCCAUUGUGACCUUUCAUUCGCUCAAGGCAAGCUGACCCCCAUCUGGGCGGUUCCAAAUAGUCUUGAAAAAUGUUUUCUCAGUCGAAAUUCUGGGCAGGCCCCUCUCACAGCGCUGUCUGUUGAUUUUGGUGGGUGGUUCGAGUGGGAUUUUACCAAAUUUGUUCUGCUUCUUGAGAUCGUUUAAAGCGCUUUUAAGGAAAUGCUCCUGCAGAACGAGGGAAAGCGAAACCCCUUCUUUUCCAAAUAACUCCCAAAAUGCAUCCUUCCUUCAAGGGGUGGAGCAGAGGCAGGGAACCCAAGGGCCACAUUCCUUCACAGGGCCAACCGUCCAGGGGGCCGCAUGCCAGCUGUGAUCCCUGCAUUGCCGGGGGUUGGACUAGAUGACCCCUGGGGUACCUUGCAAUAAUUCUGUGAUCCUAUGAAGCCCUUCUCCCCAGACUGAAAACUCCCUGGUUCCCAACACAUGGCCAGCCACUGUCCUUUCAUGGGGAUGUUUUUCUGUGUGCGUCGAAGAGUCCCGUCCCCUUCCUCUUAGGUAACCAAAAUGCCACCAUCGUCAGAAGUAGUUUGCUGCAGUCUACACAGAAAAUUUAUUGAAGGGAUGUUUUGUAAACCUCUUUAAUUAAGAAAAGGUGGUGCAGUAACUGGAAGCAAGUGUUGAGCAGGCUCUUAAGCUCCCCCCUCCCCAGCCUGUGUCUGACCCACUUACUCAAAACAUGGGGAAAUCUAUCAUUUGCCAGAGCUUGGAUCGGUAAGUCAGUAAACUGGGGACACCUGGGCCUCUAGAAGUUGUUGGACUCCAAUUCUCACCUGCCCCAACCAGCUUGGCCAAAGGUCCCAGGGAUGAUGGCCGUUGUCAGAAAGCUUUCAGGAAAGGGAAAUAACCAGGAGCGACUCCCUUCCGAGGAAAGGUUGCAACAUUUGGGACUAAACUGAAAAAGCGAGGGAGGCGGAAGUUAGCCAUGGAACUCACUGCCACAGGAUGACCACCAGCGUGGAUGGUUUGGAAAAGGAUUAGACAAAUUCGUGGAGGAUACCCAGCUCUACCUCUCUUUCAAAUCAGAAGCAGUGAAGGUGGUGAAGGUCCUGUGUGAGUGCCUGGAGGCGGUUGGAGGAUGGAUGGCGGCUAACAGAUUGAGGUUGAAUCCUGACAAGACAGAAGGACUGUUUGUGGGGGACAGGAGGCGGGCAGGAGUGGAGGACUCCCUGGUCCUGAAUGGGGUAACUGUGCCCCUGAAGGACCAGGUGCACAGCCUGGGAGUCAUUCUGGACUCACAGCUGUCCAUGGAGGCGCAGGUCAAUUCUGUGUCCAGGGCAGCUGUCUAUCAGCUCCAUCUGGUACGCAGGCUGAGACCCUACCUGCCUGCAGACUGUCUAGCCAGAGUGGUGCAUGCUCUAGUUAUCUCCCACUUGGACUACUGCAAUGCGCUCUACGUGGGGCUACCUUUGAAGGUGACCCGGAAACUACAACUAAUCCAGAAUGCGGCAGCUAGACUGGUGACUGGAAGCGGCUGCCGAGACCACAUAACACUGGUCUUGAAAGAUCUACAUUGGCUCCCAGUACGUUUCCGAGCACAGUUCAAAGUGUUGGUGCUGACCUUUAAAGCCCUAAAUGGCCUCGGUCCAGUAUACCUGAAGGAGCGUCUCCACCCCCAUCAUUCUGCCCGGACACUGAGGUCCAGUACCGAGGGUCUUCUGGCGGUUCGCUCAUUGCGGGAAGCCAAGUUGCAGGGAACCAGGCAGAGGGCCUUCUCGGUGGUGGCGCCGGCCCUGUGGAACGCCCUCCCAUCAGAUGUCAAAGAGAAAAACAGCUACCAGAUUUUUAGAAGACAUCUGAAGGCAGCCCUGAUUAGGGAGGCUUUUAAUGUUUAAUAGAUUAUUUUAUUUCAUUUUCUGUUGGAAGCCGCCCAGAGUGUCUGGGGAAACCCAGCCAGAUGGGCAGGGUAUAAAUAAUAAAUUAUUAUUAUUAUAGCCAUGAUGGCUUUUCUCUGCCCUCUACUGUUAGAGGGGAGGGGAGAGAGCGGAAGGCCCAUCUGGAUUUUUCACAGACGCUCACUUUCAAAAUGGCAAUCCAGACUUUUCCAACCUGCUCUUGGCCUUGAAAAUCCCGUCAGUGCCAGCCAGUAUGCCCAGUGGUCAGGGGCGAUGGGCGUUGGUGGUCCAACAACAUCUGGGAAGCCCUGGGAUGCAGAAGGCGGUGACCCUCAUCCUUGUGCAACGGAGGAAGAGGCUGGAGCAGAGCUGCUUCGUUUUUCCCUUGGGGACGGAGCCGGCAUCAUUCCUGUCCAAACUCUGCUUUUUUGUUUCGCCACAGAGUCCUUCCAAUAUACCUCUUAACUGGACUUUUGGAAAACUUCUCUGCUGUCUCUAUAAAGGAGAGCUGGUUCAAGGGAGCGAUUUAUUCCUUCUCUUCCCCGUACCACGAGCAAAAAGAAUCAUAGAAUCAUAGAGUUGGAAGAGACCACGAGGGCCAUCCAGUCCAACCCCCUGCCAAGCAGGAAACACCACCAAAGCAUUCUUGACAUAUGGCUGUCAAGCCUCUGCUUAAAGACCUCCAAAGAAGGAGACUCCACCACACUUCUUGGUAGCAAACUCCACUGCCGAACAGCUCUUACUGUCAGGAAGUUCUUCCAAGAAGUUCCAAGCAGCUUGCACCCUUUGUGGCCUUAGAAUUUGUUGAACUUACAGCUUGGUGAAUUUGUUAUUUAUGGGAAGCUUUGCUCCCCUUGGCCUCAUCUAGGUGUUUGGGACUACAGUCCGGGGCGGAUGGGAGUCACAGUCCCCAAACGGCUGGAUGAUCCCCGGGUGAGUAAGGCUUGCUUGUGCCUCUUCUUUUGCGGGGGGAAAGUGACCCUUAGUCAACGUUUUCCGUGCCCAGUCUGUACAUAAAUAAACGUAAGCCAUGCACUGUCCGUCGUCAUGUUCCCCUUCUGUCAAACUCUCUUCCAUUCAAAAAUAUUAAAAGAUAAAUACAGCCUUGGUCAUUUUUUUUGGAGACUCUCCGCUGUGUGAUUUGUGAGUUCAGGACUGCCAGCCUGCAAUGUCGCACCCAGGGGUUAAACAGCCUGAGAAUCGCAUGCAUACCUGCGAGCUGUACCUGCUGUGCUUUUGGGAGACAUGGGGCAGGGUGUUGCCGCUACCAUGUGUAUCUAUGGCAGAGCUUUCCAAACUGUGUGUUGCGACAUGUUAGUGUGUCGGUUGCAGAGUGUCGGUGUGUCGUGCGAACGCUCCCCGCGCUGCUCCCGGGGCUGGAAAGGGGUCGGUUUAACCUCUGGUUUGCUUGUGAAACUGAAUGACUGUCUUGCGAAAUCAUAGAAUCCUAGAGUUGGAAGAGACCACAAGGGCCAUCCAGUCCAACCCCCUGCCAAGCAGGAAACGCCAUCAAAGCAUUCUUGACAUACGCCUGUCAAGCCUCUGCUUAAAGACCUCCAAAGAAGGAGACUCCACCACACUCCUUGGCAGCAAAUUCCACUGCCGAACAGCUCUUACUGCCAGGAAGUUCUUCCUAAUGUUUAGGUGGAAUCUUCUUUCUUGUAGUUUGAAUCCAUUGCUCCGUGUCCGCUUCUCUGGAGCAGCAGAAAACAACCUUUCUCCCUCCUCUAUAUGACAUCCUUUCAUAUAUUUGAACAUGGCUAUCAUAUCACCCCUUAACCUUCUCUUCUCCAGGCUAAACAUACCCAGCUCCCUAAGCCGUUCCUCAUGAUGCAGAUUUGAAAAGUGUGUCACCAGCAAGAAAAGUCAGCUCUGAUCUUUGGGGUAGAAAGUAGUGCGGCAGCCUCCAGGUGUGAGAUAAAGUGGGUGCGCCGGACUUGGAGAAGGUUCACGAAAGGGGAUGGCGCAACUCAAAAGUUGUAAAAGGCCCGGAAGAGGCAGCAUGUGAGGAGUCGAUACAGGGCUGUCCUAAGCGUAUCUGGUGCCGUGGUGCGGAGAUCCCUCCGGCGCCCCCCCCCCCGUUUCCCAGCGCAGCGCCCUAGCGCAUUGCACUACCCAGCCUUGCCUCAGAGCCAGCCCUGAGUCGAUAGAAUUGCCUGGCAAAGAGGAAGUGGCUAGAGUAAAGCUUUUUUCCUGAUAUCACUGGCGGGCAUCCCAGGAAGCUGAAUGUUGGAAGUUUCAGGACAGAUUUAAUAAUAAAUAUAAUAAAAAAUAAAAAUUAAUGAUAAUAAUAAUAAUUUAUACCUCGCCCAUCUGGCCAUUUAUACCUCGCCCAGCCACUCUGGUCAGCUUUCAACAAAAUAUUAAAAUACAAUAGUCCUUCAGAUAUUAAAAGCUUCCCUAAACAGGGCUGCCUUCAGAUGUCUUCUAAAAGUCUGGUAGUUGUUUUUUCCUUUGACAUCUGGUGGGAGGGCGUUCCACAGGGCGGGUGCCACCACUGAGAAGGCCCUCUGCCUGGUUCCCUGUAUCUUUGCUUCUUGCAGUGAGGGAACCGCCAGAAGGCCCUCGGCGCUGGACCUCAGUGUCCGGCCAGAGCGAUGGGGGUGGAGACGCUCCUUCAGGUAUACAGGACCGAGGCCGUUUAGGGCAGGGGGUCCCCAAAUCUCCGCCGCUGAGGGCCAGUGCUGCCAGCGCCAAUUGCGCUGUGGGCCGGAGCGUGUGGGGUCACACGCCCAUAUGUGUGCACACACACAAUUUCCGGCGCACUUCCAGGUCACCGGAAAUAGCUUGUGCACAUGUGCAUGGGCGUCCUCUGGCCCAGAAGUGCGCUGGAAAUGACGCUUGCGCAUGCGCACAAGCUAUUUCCAACGCUCUGGUGGCCCGGAAGUGGGCAGCUGUGCCGUGCCACGCAGUUAAGAGCGGGCAGCAGGGGUUGCUGGGGCCGCAUAAAAGAGCCUUGUGGGCCGCAUCCGGCCCCCGGGCCUUAGUUUGGGGAAGCCUGGUUUAGGGCUUUAAAGGUCAGCACCAACACUUUGAAUUGUGCUCGGAAACGUCCUGGGAGCCCAUGUAGGUCUUUCAACCGGCCGCUCCCAGUUUCCAGUCUAGAUUGUUCACACAGUGCAUGGUUGAACUAUGCCACAGGAGGCGGUGACAGCCGCUCAAUUAGGUGGCUUAAAAGAGGGUUAGACAAAUUCAUGGAGGAGAGGGCUAUUGAUGGCUACUAGCCAGGAUGGCUUUGCUCUGUCUCCACAUUUGGAGGCAGCGACGCUCCUGAAUGCCAGCUUCUGGAAACCACAGGAGGAGAGAGUGGCUCUCGUUCUUGGAUCCUGCUUGCAGGUUUCCCAAGGGCAUCUGGGUGGCCUCCGAGAAUAGGAUGCUGGACUAGAUGGGCCACUGGCCAGAUCCAGCAAGCUCUUACGUUCUUAAGGGAGAGACUUGAUGCCUAGGCCAGGACAUGACCUGAUGUUUAUGCCCAGCUCCAUGACUCUUGUAGGAGAACUUGCUGCCGUUCCAGAAGACUUAUCAAGAUCUUAUGUCUUGAGUGCAUGUAAACCGGCCCCAGAAAGGGUGCUCAUUUUCUCUCCCCCCCCCCCACAACACAAUGCCUACACUUCUUCCAGUACAUUGUGUUAUUUUCUCUCCGUUUGAAUCUUUUCUCAAAACCAGACCAUCUUUUUAAUUUCAUUUGAAGUGAAGAAGCACCCCCCCAGAGGGAGGAAAUGGCUCGUUUUUGUUCAUCCAGGAAGAACUGACACAAAUGCUUAAGAAAGGCACAAAGUAACAGAGGUAUAAAAAUAAAAAAAAGCAGUGUCAACAUUAGGUUACUCAAACACCGCUGUUUGGCCUAGCUGAGGUAUCUAAUACUCUUGAGAUUCCCCUCUACCUCCCUGCUUUUGUUCUUUGUUCAGCUUUCUUGAGUCCACAAACUGACUGAAAUGCUGACCUUUAUUUCCCUGAAGAGCCUGGAUUUUGUAGCAGGUGAAUGCAAGCUGGGCAGCUGUUUCGUGAGCGAAGGAAAAAGCAAAACUUUACAUUCCCACCUCCUGACACACACAUGCAUCUUGCCUUUCAGCAAACGUAGAGUCCACAAUUUGCCCAUAUUUACCUUCAUCACACCCACCUUGCAAGGAAAGGCUAGGAGGAGGAACAUUUGGCUCUCCAGAUGUGCCAGGACUGUGAUUCCCAUCAGUCCUAGACAGCAUGGCCCGAUGUCACAGAAUCAAAGAGUUGGAAGGGACCCCCCAAGGGUCAUCUGGCCCCAACCUCCUGCAUUGCCAGAAUCUCAACUAAAGCAUCCAUGACAGCAGUCCCGGGGGAGAUGGGAGCUGUAGCCCAACACCAUCUACAGUGGUGCCUCGCUUAACGAACGCCCUGCUUAACGAAAUUUCCGCUUAACGAAAGGAUUUUUCGAGCAGAGGUUGCCUCACUAGACGAAUGCGUUUUCGUCUAGCAAAUAGCAGUUUCCCAUAGGAAUGCAUUGAAAUUCAAUUAAUGCGUUCCUAUGGGCAAAAAACAAUUCAGAAAAAAUUCAAUGCAUUCCUAUGGGACACGCUAGACGAAUUUUUUCGUUAUAAGAAAAGACCCGUGGAACGAAUUAAAUUCGUCUAGCGAGGCACCACUGUACAGGUUUCCCCAUCCCUUGGAUGCAAUGGAAGAGCGAUGGACCCAAUUUUACUUCCUGGCUUGGCUCUGACCCAGGUGUCUCUCUGGUCCAAACUUAGCAUGUCAAAUGAUACAUGGAUUAUUUCAGGCACAGCCCAAGGCCCUUCAAGUGAAUAGAGGACCAUCCAAUGUAGCUGAAUGCUGGGAGAUUGCAGGACUGAAGAAAGGAAGUGCUAUUUGCUAUCAGAGGAGGCAAUGGUGCCCUUCAGUUUAAAAGAGGACCAGAAAAAUUAAUUUAAAAAAUUCCUUCCGGUAGCACCUUAGAGAUCAACUAAGUUUGUUCUUGAUAUGAGCUUCCGUGUGCAUGCACACUUCUUCAGAUACACUGAAACAGAAGUCACCAGACCCUUAUAUAUAGUGAGAGGGUGGGGAGGGGUAUUACUCAGAAGGGUGGUGGGAAUGGGUGAUUGGCUGAUAGGAGCAGUAAACCUGUGGACGACUGUUAACGACUGCAAUUGGUCUUGCAGGGAAAAGCAAGGGGUGAGAUGCCUAAAAAUAGCUUUAUCACAGGCAUCCCCAAACUUCGGCCCUCCAGAUGUUUUGGACUACAAUUCCCAUCUUCCCCGACCACUGGUGCUGUUAGCUAGGGAUAAUGGGAGUUGUAGGCCAAAACAUCUGGAGGGCCGCAGUAUGGGGAUGCCUGCUUUAUCAUGUAUAAUGAGAUAAGAUUCCAAUGUCUCUAUUCAGACCAGGUCUCUCCAUGGUUUUAAGUUUGGUAAUAAGUUGCAAUUCAGCAACUUCUCUUUCCGGUCUAUUCCUGAAAUUAUUUUGUAAUAUUACAGCUACUUUGAGAUCUUGUAUAGAAUGUAGUCAGAAAGAAGAUGUCAGUUUGUACCUGUGCAAGUUUCUUGGUGAGGUUGAUGGACUUCCAUUUCAUGCGGCUCAAUGUGGUGCCUUCCAUAGUUCUAGUUACAGGUAGGUAGCCGUGUUGGUCUGACGUAGUCAAAACAAAAUUAAAAAGUGAAUGGCGGACAGGGAUGUCGAUGGCUGCCGGUCACGAUUGCUAUACUCUGCCUUCACAAUAAGAAGCAGCAAUGCUUGUGAAUCCCAGUCACUGGAAACCACAGGAGGGGAGAACCGUGCCGAACGUCACCCCCCCUUCAGGAUGACAUCCGCACCCCUCCUUCCUACGCCCCUGGCUGGACUACAUGGGCCAUUGACCUGAUCCAGGAAGCUCUGAUCCAGGAAGCCCUUCAGCUCUCUAUAUUGGACAAACAGGCCAAACCCUACGCCAAAGGAUAAAUGGACAUAAAUCUGACAUCAGGAACCACAAGACAGAGAAACCAGUAGGAGAACACUUCAAUCUCCCAGGACAUUCUAUACAAGAUCUCAAAGCAGCUGUUUUAUUACAGAGAAAUUUCAGGAACAGACUGGAAAGAGAAGUUGCUGAAUUGGAACUCAUUACCAAGCUUAAAACCAUGGAGCCACCUGGGAUGAACAAAGACAUAGGAUUCUUAUCUCAUUAUGCAUGAUCAAGCUUUCUUUAGCGCCUCAGCCCUUGCCUUCCCCCCCCCCCCCGCAGGACCAAUUGCAGUCAUCAGCAGUCAUUAACAGCCAUCAACAGGUUUACCACUCCUAUCAGCCCAUCACCCAUUCCCACCCCCCCUCUGUAUAUACAUAAGGGUCUGGCUCUUCUGUUUCAAGUGUAUCUGAAGAAAUGUGCAUGCACACGAAAGCUCAUACCAAAAUAAAAACUUAGUUGGUCUUUAAGGUGCUACUGAAGGAAUUUUUUUAUUUUGCUUCGACUCAGACCAACACGGCUACCUACCUGUAACUAGAUCUAUGAUCUUAUUGGCUAUCACCCGUUAAGCCUCAAAGCAACUCCACUGCAAGGAACGCAGUAAUUUUUGCUCCACAUAUUACAGAUUUGGGGGACGUCAGAGGAAUAGCCGUUUCCCAAAGGCCACCCAGUGAGUCAAUGGCUGGAGUGAGAUUUAAACUCUGGCCCUGAAGAUCAGUCAUGUCACAAAUCAUGCCAGGAAUCAAGCCGGUGAGCAUUGUUUAGCAAUUUAUUGACUGGUGGGAGACAUGCAGGAAAUGAUGUGUUUUCAGUGCCAUUAUUAGCAUCAGAUGUGAGAGAAUUCUCUCCGACAGCCUCUUACACCGAAAGGGAGAAAGCAAGGUGACUGUGGCUAUGCCAGUGGCCCCAUCAGGGCAGGAGGGCCUACCUUGGAGGGUAGGACUUGAACCCAUGGCUUCAAGUUACAAGGAGAUUCCGACUCAACAUCAGGAAGAACUUUCUGACAGUAAAGGGCUGUUUGACAGUGGAACGGUCUCCCUUUGGAGCUGGUGGGCUCUCCUUCCUUGGAGGUUUUUAAGCAGAGGUUGGGUGGCCAUCUGUCAGGGAUCCUUUCGCUGAGAUUCCUUUAAUGCAGGGGGUUGGACUAGAUGACCCUUAGGGUCCCUUCCAGCUCUACCAUUCUGUGAUUCUACCCAGGAAACUGUGCAGGAGGGCUCCCAAAGCCAGCAUGGAUGGUUUGUUUAAUUUGCGGGAUUUAUGCUGGGUGUAGAAUCCAGCUUUCCCCGGGUGCUGAAUCUAAAAAACUGCAGAGCAGAAACGAUUAAGAAAAACAAAUCUUGGUCCAAAAUAGAGCCUUGCAAAGGACAGGUGUGUGUGUGUGUGUGUGUGUGUGUGUGUGUGUGUGUGUGUGUCCCGCCCCCCUUUCCGCUUCUCAAACCCUAGCACUGCCCUGGUACGAAGAAGUUAAUUAUUAUCAGUAAAACUAUUGAUGAGCUGUUGUUUUUCAGGACAAUGAUGUAACUCUGGAAAGAUGUACUGUACAUUCGGCCAGCAGUACAGGAGGCAGAAAGAGGGUCAAUUUGUCACUGGAUCUCAUUCGUUGGGUGGGCUGUUUCAGCCCCUUGCUCUGCAUAUUUGCCACUAGGCUGUGCGUCUCUCUCUCUCUCCCCACCCCGUCCAUUUGCUCUUUUGCAAAAGCUUUGACGUUAUGAGGACCUUGUGAGGAGCUAUUUCGAAAGCUUCGUGCCCUUAUUCAAACACUAGAAACUUUCUGCCCUCACCAGUUAAAACUGCUUUUAAGUUUCCACUGAGUGCAAACCGAAAGGAUGGCACAGCCGUUAGCAUGCAGUGGUUUGCUUGGGAAGACCUGGGUAACAUAGUGCAAUUAGCUUAUUAAAUUUAUGAAUCACAUCUCACCAGAAAGAGGUCCCAAAGCAAUUUGUUUAGGCUCUUGCAGAAUUGGCUACUGUUCUUCUUUCUCCAGGUUAAAUAGGGUUGUCAUAUUCCCAAAAGUGAAAAUCCGGACAAAAUUAUUGGGGCUUUUUUUUUUAUUUGUAAAGCAUUUUUUAAAAAAUUGCCCUCCGUCUGUGUUUUCCUGGAUAUUUUGCCAAUUCAGCGAAAAUCAACCCGGAAGCCGUUUUGACAGCCCGAUUCCCAGACAUAUGGCAGCCCCUUGGUUGAUGUAAAAGAUUUUCCAAGUCCAUGCCAUGGAUGACUGCAUACAAAACUCAACAUCUGUACACGCAUUUGUCCUGGAAGACAACGUAUCGCCAAAAAACGACAAAGCGGGACCUGGGUGUGCAUAAAUGUUGCUUAUGUUUGUGGUUGUUAACAAGAAAAAGAAGAGGAAGAAAAUUUAUAUACUGCCCUUCAUCGUAACAUCCCAGGGCAGUUCACAGAAUAAAAAACAGGAUAAAAACCAAGUAGAUAAUUGAAACAAAACAGGAAAAUAAUAAACCCCUCCUUCCUGCAGACACAUAUAAAAGGCUGUAGAAUAUUAAUCAGCCCAAGGGCUGGUGCCUAAAAUAUAUACAGGUGAAACUCGGAAAAUUAGAAUAUCGUCGAAAAGUGCAUUUAUUUCAGUAAUGCAACUUAUUAUUUUUUUUUAUUUUAAUUUUUACAAAUGCUUUCUUUUGGAAAUUCCAAAGUAAUAAAACAAAUAGUUACAAUAAUACAAAAAUAAACA